Anisakis simplex (herring worm) is the source of this 150-nucleotide messenger RNA. Lineage: Eukaryota; Metazoa; Nematoda; Chromadorea; Rhabditida; Anisakidae. The record is from the annotation of a GenBank genome assembly.
AUGUCGGGAGUGUCUGGAGUUUCGGGAAUGUCGGGAGUGUCUGGGGUAUCGGGAGGACCUCUAGUUUCGGCCGUUGAGCCAACAGCAUCAAUCCAGAUUUCUGUUCCUUAUCCACCACUUCCAUAUACUCAUCCUUCAAUGCAAACGUAA